GGUGUUGCUACAAGACUCGCGGGUCAGAGAGGGUUUAGACUCUCGAGCCUGUGUUAGCGGCCGCCCAUCUUCGUCACCACCAGAUUGCUAACGCUGUGGUUGCUGGGCACUAACAGCGGUUCUCAGGUUCCUUGACAGUUGGCUCUGACACCAGUAAAGACCAGUGGAGGGUAAGGAGAAGGAGACGUAGCGAGGUUCCUUCACAAUGCCCGACAAUCCUCCCGCCACUCCAGCCGUGGACAAGACGCCAUUCAAAACCAAAUUCAUAGAAUCUGAGAAAGUGUUGUGUUUCCAUGGGCCACUUAUCUAUGAAGCCAAGUGUCUCAAAGUACAAGUGAAGGAGAAACAAGUCAAAUACUUCAUACAUUAUACUGGCUGGAACAAAAACUGGGAUGAAUGGGUUCCAGAGAGCCGUGUUCUGAAGCUCAGUGAUGCAAACAUCAGCCGACAGAAGGACCUGCAGAAAGCACAUGAGGCUUCAUUAAGAAACAAGAAAUCUAAGAAGGAAAAAAAGAAAAUAAAAGAACUAGGUAAAGAUGGAUUGCCUAUUGGGGGAAGCAGCAAUGCAGGUGGCAGCUGUGGCAACACAAGUGGUGGUGGUGAAGACUCUAGAUCCUCCACCCCAAGCACAGACCGCUCUAGUAGUGGACCAGGAAAGCGCUCUGCUGCUUCUACACCUACCACUCCUGCCUCUGUGAAAGGAGAUGAUUCGGAAAAUCGGAAGAAGCGGUCCAGAUUAGAAAAUACUGUUGAUACCAAUGGAUCAGCACAAGGCCCAGAGAAUGUGGUAACACGGACUGUAGAUGACGAAGAUCAGUUUAUGACAUCAGUGGAAGUGAGAGUUAAGCUUCCGGAUGAACUUAAACCAGCACUGGUAGAUGACUGGGACCUCAUCAAUCGACAGCGCAAACUUGCCAUUGUCCCAGCCCGAGUGACCGUCGACACUAUCCUUGCUGAUUAUAUUCGUGCCAAGACAAAUACCAAAAAUAGUACACCUAACAAAGAAAGUGCAGUUCAGGAAGUUGUGGCUGGUUUGCGGGAAUACUUCAAUGUCAUGCUGGGUACGCAACUUUUGUACAAAUUUGAAAGGCCACAGUAUGCAGAGAUCCUCCAGCAACGCAAGGACAAACAAGCUAGUGAUACAUAUGGCUUUAUCCACCUUAUUAGGUUAUUUGUGCGAUUAGGACAAAUGUUGGCAUACACACAGUUGGAUGAGAAGAGUGUUACAUUACUGAAUUUCCACCUUCAAGACUUCUUGAGAUUUACGGUGAAGAACAUGGAGACUUAUUACAGUAUCCAAGAUUAUGGGGUGGCACCUCCUGAGUAUCACCGCAAAGCCAUAUAACAGUGUGAUGGGAUGGAUGCCUUAGGGACCUGUUAGUGUUUGUUCCCGAAAGUGAUGAUCCACUGGAUGUUUUCGUCCGAAACUUACCUGACUUUUUACAAAGUAAUUGAAUAUAUGAGUAGUGCUUUUGGAAACUGCAUGUCCUUAAAUAUGUGAUUAAGUGAGGAAGAUCAUUGGAAAAUUUUUACCCAACAUCUCUCUGUAUGGUUUUUGAAAUCAAGGUGAGAUCACCACUUAACUGUGAGGAAGGCUGAAUUCCAAAGAACUAGAUUGACUAAUUGUUUGAAAAGGAGUUUACUUAUUUUCUGUAUUCCACUCCACUAUACAUAUUUUAUUUUGAAUGACAGCUCAUGAAUGUGUAUUGAACUUGUGAUGAGUAUGGGGGUAUUUCCUGAAGAAAUCUACAGAGUAGGAGAUGUUUUCUUGUUUCCUUUUUAAUAUUCAAGGCUGAGAAUGAAGCCUUUUUUAUAUUCUUGAAGAACUGCAGAUAUCCCAUGUUAAUAUAUUCACAGCAUGUAUGAAAUAAUUACUCCUUUAAAAGAAUUAUAAACAGUAUUUAAGUGCUUUGUGUUGGUAAUUAUUGGAAUUAUGACAUGAAACAUAAAGGGACUUAAGCUCAGAAAAACAGUACAGUAGUACGCUGUAUCAGCCAAAGAUAAAUCCUGUACACGUUCCCUAUAAAUACUGGCAAGUUUAAGUAAAUGUACAAGCCACAUUGUUACAGCGCAGCUCUUGGUCGUGUGUGUCUUGUUGUUCUUCAAGAGGUCUCAUUCUUUGAAGUUAAUUGCUGGAUAUAUUUUGAGAAUGAAUCCCUAAGAUUGUGAGAAAGUGAUUCUUGGGAUAUUGUAAAGUCACUGGUCAAAUUGGCUUUAGUUCUAAUAUGCCUCAACCAAACCUAACCUUUAAGAUGGGCUUAUUGGGCAUGGGGUCCAUUUGACCCGUCACUUGUUAUAAUUCUCACUUCUUUACAUUUGGUCUAGUGUUUAAGUACAUGUGGUACGAUGAACUCAAAGUGAAUGGCAGGAACCAGAGUUAAACUGUGCAGGGAUGUUGUCUAUUGGCAUGUAUUGUAAAGAAUUUAUAUAAUUAUUCAGUUAUACAGGGUGUAUUUAAUUAUUUUUACAAUUUCCAGAUAAGUCUUCUUAUCAGAAUACCAUUUUGAAAGAUAUUUAGCAGAUAGUUCUUUAAAAUUUCUUAAAAUUAUCACCAAUUAGUUUUCUUAACAGUACAAAACUUAUAUUGCAGCAGUUUUCAAGAGAGUAUCAAUUAAUUGUCUUACCAGGUUGCAAAACAUGAAUUGUAAUCUUUAGUAGCCAGUAUUUUUUAAAUACAAUUUUUCAGUUUGGCUACACAACAUAUUGUAGAUUUCAGUUUAGUGAACAGUUCAGUACUGUAUACCUCAGAAAUACGGCGCUGUUGGGACCAGCAGGGAACCAGAAUUGUAAAUUAUUUAUUUUCUGAAGAAAUAUAUUCCUCUCAGAGUGCUCCUAGAAACUGUGAAGGUAUAUUGGUUCCCACUUCUCUGGCCGAGUGCAAAAAGGGCCAUUGUUUAAAUUGAAAAUUUUUACAUAGGUCCUUUUUGUACUCAGUCAGAGAAUUAUUAUAAGUAAUUUCCUUCUAACAAUCACUCUUAGAAUUGGUUAUUAUAAAUAAUGAAUCUCUUAGGAAACUGUAGUCUUAUCACAUACAAAUAAUGUGAAAUAGACAUACUAUGGCAAAUUCUCAUUUUUAAUUAGUGAAAUAACAUAUUAUAUUUGUGAUAUGGGUAAGAAAAUUACUCACGGCUGUGCACCACUAAAUUUAAUGUUCACUGUUUCCAAAGCAUUGCAGUCAUGGUCUGAUGCCUUUUUCAAUGGCACUUGGUCACACUUCUACAAAGUUAACAAAUUGGUCAACUUUCCUGUAGUCCCAAUUUCGAUUUCCUUGUAAUUUACUUGGUCCCUUGAUUCAUGCAAUAUUUGAUAAAUACUGUAUCACU
Molecule: messenger RNA, 3323 nt
Organism: Homarus americanus (American lobster)
Lineage: Eukaryota; Metazoa; Arthropoda; Malacostraca; Decapoda; Nephropidae
Gene: MRG15
Product: mortality factor 4-like protein 1
Exons: 9
Coding region: 206-1345 (379 amino acids)
Biological process (GO): regulation of DNA-templated transcription; chromatin organization
Cellular component (GO): NuA4 histone acetyltransferase complex; nucleus
Source: RefSeq, a predicted model, not a curated record